GAAACAUUUUUUUUCUUAUGUCUCAGUGUGUGAAUAUGCAGUGAAUAUUAUUAUCAAAAUAUGCCACCGACGAAUGCACAAAGGACUUCGACGUCAGACGGCUCCGAUGAAGAACCUAUGUGUGGAGCAUGUGCUCGAUGGUGUACAAUGAGGAAUGUGUGGUUCCGAGUGCUUUUAGGGACAACUGUCAUGUCGGUGAUAACUCUUGGCAGUAUCCUCAUGGCAUGGUACAUAAUAAGCACUCGAGCAAGUGAUCCACCUACUGCUGACUGAUUCAGCUAUUACACAAAGCGUCAACAAUUUUCCAAACCAUUCAACUUCCUAGAAGAGCAUCCCUGCAAUGAUUGCAUCUGAGGUCUCCGCUGAGUUUGAAUGUUUGGAACGAAGUUUCAUA
This is a messenger RNA of Gryllus bimaculatus (two-spotted cricket), 394 nucleotides long. NCBI's taxonomy places the organism in Eukaryota, Metazoa, Arthropoda, Insecta, Orthoptera, Gryllidae. The record is from the annotation of a GenBank genome assembly.